CUAACAAACCUUUCAUUAAAUUUCUUCUUGCCAAAAACAAGAAAUUAACUCUCUAGCUUGUUCAUCAUUGUGAUUAAUUUUUUUCAGAUAUAUAAUGGUGAGAGGAAAAACUGAGAUGAGGCGUAUCGAAAACGCGACAAGCAGGCAAGUCACUUUCUCAAAGAGAAGAUAUGGAUUGUUAAAAAAAGCCUUUGAGCUUUCUGUUCUUUGUGAUGCUCAAGUUGGAUUAGUUAUUUUUUCUCCUAGAGACAAACUUUAUGAAUUUUCAACCUCAAGCAUGCAGGAGAUUAUCGAGCGUUAUCAGAGGCAUACUAAAGAUAUUCAGUGUGAAAAUCCAGCCAUGGAACAGAAUAAUAUGCACAAUUUGAAGCAUGAUACAUCAAGUUUGAUGAAGAAGAUUGAACUUCUUGAAAAAUCUAAAAGGAAGCUCUUGGGAGAAAGUUUAGAAUCUUGUAGUCUUGAAGAACUUCAACAAAUGGAACAUCAGUUGGAAUGGAGUAUCAAUAUCAUCCGCGCAAGAAAGAUGGAAGUCUUUAGGGAACAAAUUGAGAGAUUGAAAGAAAAUGUGAAAGACCUUGCAUCUGAAAAUGUUAUGUUGUUAGAGAAGUGUGGAGGUUUUGAAAUGCAACAAACAUCAGGUGGUGAAGACGUUUCUAUAGUGAUCAGUAGCGAAAAAUCGGAUGUAGAGACGGAAUUACUUAUUGGAUUACCAAUGUCCCUAAAUUGAUUUUUUCAAAUUAACCAAUGCCUAAUUUUGAUUAUGUCGUGAAGCUGACUAAACCAAUGCCUCACUUUGGUUAUGUCGUGAAGCUGACUGAAUCUUAUUCAUAAACCCGGAAAUAAAACGUUGUUUUUUUCCCCUUU
This is a messenger RNA of Solanum pennellii, 864 nucleotides long. Its product is annotated as MADS-box protein SOC1-like. Gene Ontology annotation, molecular function: DNA-binding transcription factor activity, RNA polymerase II-specific; protein dimerization activity; RNA polymerase II cis-regulatory region sequence-specific DNA binding. Gene Ontology annotation, biological process: positive regulation of transcription by RNA polymerase II. Gene Ontology annotation, cellular component: nucleus. The record is from RefSeq and is a predicted model, not a curated record. Lineage: Eukaryota; Viridiplantae; Streptophyta; Magnoliopsida; Solanales; Solanaceae. The coding region runs from base 95 to 727 and encodes 210 amino acids. The transcript has 6 exons.